This is a messenger RNA of Periconia digitata, 1087 nucleotides long. Lineage: Eukaryota; Fungi; Ascomycota; Dothideomycetes; Pleosporales; Periconiaceae. The record is from the annotation of a GenBank genome assembly.
UUUCGUGCUUUAGAAGACUCUUUGACUCUUUUUUGGCUUGUUUAAUGACUGUAGGGUUCCUCAAUUGCGUAAAAUUCAAUACAAAAACAAUAUUUGAAAGUUGUAGCCCGGUCUGGCUUCACAAAUUCAUCAUAAGUGGGAAAACAUCUUCAGUCAACGAGUAUAAUUCGUUGAUUUCUUUGAUGAUUGUUUGGGGGGCAAAUCACAGCAAGGUCGACCCAGUUUACUUUUCGCGCCUCAAUCGUCAAUUUGUUUAAACACCAAAAACCGAUUUUAAGUCAAUCGAAUAAUGAAUUCUUCAAGCUGUCUUGCAGCGUUGAGCUACUCAGCCUCUCCGAAUAAUUAAUUUUUGGCAGUUGCUCUUGCUCACUUCUACCACCAAACUCGCUUCUACCACCAAGCUCGCCUCUUUCACCAACCCUACACAAAAAGCCACCUCCAACUCACUAGCCACCGAAGAAAAUGCCUACUUCCUCUCCAAUCGUUCCCGCCGCCGCCUCCUGCCCAUGGCUCGCGAACUUGCAGCUCAAGUCUUGGGAUCGACUCCUCGAAAUCUCAACUACAUUGUAUCGGAGCGCCGAGGAGUGCGCGAUACUCGAAGACGCAAUCGCGUAUCUUCGGACCGACAGCGACGCUCCUCCUUUCAACCACCAGCUGGGGAGCCUGCUCUACUUCCGCAUGGGACAAGGAUUGGCUGAAAGUGAUGACCUCAACCGGAUGACAGUCGCACAGUUGCAGUAUGAGGUCCUCAGACGUGGCCUCAUUCCCAGCCACGAAUUGCCUGAAACCAGGCAGAUCACCCUCCGCGUGCGGCUCUGGAUAGACAACCGAAGCGACCCUUCAUUCAUGUCAAGGCAGAUGUCCGGUCCAAGUCGCAAGGCAGAUGUCCAGUCCAAGUCGCUCAGCAGAUGACAGCGGGUACCAGACUGGUCAAGAUGCCGAGGAGGAGUUGAGCUCUAGAAGGAGCGAGUCGGAAGACUGUGACAUGUCUAGUGAUACGGACGAUGCGCUACCAAGUGGCGAUUGGAAGGAAUCGGGCGGGUAUAUCAGGCACUGGGACCCUGAGGUUCAGAAGGCUGUUAUAUAC